Molecule: messenger RNA, 6284 nt
Organism: Notechis scutatus (mainland tiger snake)
Lineage: Eukaryota; Metazoa; Chordata; Lepidosauria; Squamata; Elapidae
Product: zinc finger protein 75D-like
Biological process (GO): regulation of transcription by RNA polymerase II
Cellular component (GO): transcription regulator complex; PcG protein complex; chromatin
Molecular function (GO): RNA polymerase II cis-regulatory region sequence-specific DNA binding; DNA-binding transcription factor activity, RNA polymerase II-specific
Source: RefSeq, a predicted model, not a curated record
AGAUUUGGUGAGGCUGGAAGCUCCUUCUUAGCGCUCAGCGGCAAUAUCUGUGUUGCUUCACAAGAAGCGGAUGUUCUGCUGAGGCUCCGCGGUUGGAAUAAAGUUUCCACUGCCUAGAUCGCAGUGGCUGGGAAAACGGAUUUGGAGCUGGAUGUAUGCUGUUUUAUCUGCAAACUGUUCCAUAGAAACAAAAACUUGUCACCAGAGAGAGCUCACUGGUCUGUUUGGAUUCCUCACUGGAUCUUUUCAGACAUUUUGAUUCUAUAGAUGGAAGAAGGUUUGGAGACCCUUUACUCAUUGGGAAUUUCGAUUGAGCAUAGGUGGAAAAUGGAUAGAAAAAAAUCAGAAUGUGAGGGAACAGCAGUAGGCCCUCUCCUUCCGAGGGAGACCAGUCUGAACAUUUGGGAAACAUGCAAACAGAAGAUCCCAGAUGAAGAAAAAAUAAGCACUGACAUCCAGCGACAAAUGUUUAGAGAGUUCUGCUACCAGGAGACUAAGGGCCCCCGAGAAAUAUGCAGCCACCUUCAUUAUCUUUGUUCCCAGUGGCUGCAGCCAGAGAGAAAUUCAAAGUCUCGGAUACUGGACAUGGUGAUCCUGGAGCAACUCUUAUCUAUCCUGCCCCCAGAGAUCAAGAACUGGGUCAAGGAAUGUGGAGUGGAGACUAGUUCUCAGGCAGUAGCUCUGGCAGAAAGCUUUCUUCUGAGCCAAUUGGAGGAGAAGAAGCAGGAAGAGACGAAGUUGCAAGCUAAGAGGUCCUGUCUUAAUUUGGUCACUGAAUGCUGUGAAGGAAGAGGGAAUCUGUUCAUACCUUCUAGGGAUCCAUUCUUAGGAGACGUCUCCCAAAAGGAUCCAGUUCAGGACAGACCACCAGAGAACAAAACAAUGAAUCCACUCUCAUUAGGAAAUCAAGCAUCUCUUGCUGAUGGAGUGGAAACAAGGACUAUCCUUCCAGCUCAGGAUUCCAUAUCCUUCAAGGAGGUGGCCAUCUAUUUCACCAAGGAGGAGUGGGCUCUGCUAGACCCUGAUCAGAAAGCUCUGCAUGAAGAAAUCAUGUUGGAGACUUGUAGGAAUGUGGCUUUUCUGAGUAACGAGCGGAAGAACAAACAGGAAACAGAGAUAGAGCCAUUGCGAGUCAUCAAGGUUGAAGUGGGAGAAGAGACAUUUCAGAAUCAGUGUCCUUCAAAAAAUCCAGAGGAAAUUCAAGUAAAAAUUCAGAGGCAUAAAAAUACUAAUUCAUGUCCUAAAAUCUAUGACUUCCUGACCCCAAAAGAUAUUAAAACAGAGAGAAGGCGACAAUGUUUAGAUUUUCAGAAAAUAUUUGAAGAUCAAUCAGAUUUAAAUGAACAAUGCGAAUGGAAAGAUGAUGGGGAAAAGUACAGGAGGUUUUGCUCUUUUACUUUGCAUCAACAAGAUUACAUGGGAAAGAAACCAUUUAAAUGCAAAGUAUGUAGGAAAAGCUUCAGCAAGUACAGUAAAAUUAUUGCACACGAAAGAAUCCACACAGGGGAGAAGCCAUUUAAAUGCAUGGAAUGUGGUAAGAGCUUUACGCAGAGUAGUCACCUUACUUCCCAUAAAAGGAUCCACACAGGAGAGAAGCCUUAUAAAUGCUUGCAAUGUGGAAAGAGCUUUACUCAAAAUAGUCACCUUACUUACCAUAAAAGGCUUCACUCAGGGGAGAAACCGUAUAAAUGCACCGAGUGUGGAAAGAGCUUUGCUGAUUCUAGUUCCCUUCUUGUGCAUAAAAGGAUCCACACCGGGGAGAAACCUUACAAAUGCACGGAAUGUGGCAAGAACUUCACCUUGAGUAGUCACCUUACUUCCCAUAAAAGAAUCCACACAGGAGAGAAACCAUUUCAGUGUAUGGAAUGUGGAAAGAGCUUUAGUACGAAGAGUUCUCUUAAAUUUCAUAAAAAGAUCCAUACAGGAGAAAGACCAUAUGUAUGCAUGGAAUGUGGAAAGAGCUUCAAGCGGAUUGCUGAUCUAACUCGACAUGACAGAACACAUAGAAAAGAAGUUCCAUACAAAUCUACCAGGUGUGGUAAAAGCUUCCAUAACACCCUCCUUCAUACCUUACAUCAAACGACCAAAACCGGAGAAAAAACAUAUCCUUGCACAGAGUGCGGGAAAACCUUCAGCAAGAGCAGUAAUCUUAAUGCCCAUAAAAGGAUCCACACAGGCGAGAAACUGUAUCAGUGCAUGGAGUGUGGAAAGAUGUUCAGGUGGAGUAGUGGGCUCACCUACCAUAAGAGGAUCCAUUCAGGAGAAAAACCCUAUCAAUGCACGGAGUGUGGAAAGAGCUUCAGUGGCCUGAGUUCCUUCACUUCCCACAAAAGGAUGCAUUCUGGGGAAAAACCCUAUAAAUGUGCCGAGUGUGGGAAGUGCUUCAGUGGUUUCAGUUCCUUCACUUCCCACAAAAGGAUGCAUUCUGGGGAGAAACCCUAUAAAUGCACGGAGUGCGGGAAGUGCUUCAGUGGUCUCAGUUCUUUUACGUCCCAUAAAAGGAUCCACUCUGGGGAGAAACCGUAUAAAUGUAUGGAGUGUGGGAAGAGCUUCACUAUGAGCAGUCACCUGAUUUCUCAUAAAAGGAUCCACUCGGGCGAGAAACCUUACCAAUGCACGGAAUGUGGAAAGAGCUUCACUUUAAGCAGCCAUCUUACUUCCCACAAAAGGAUACACUCGGGGGAGAAACCCUAUAAUUGUGAUGACUGCGGACGGAAGUUCAGGUGGAGCUGUCACCUGACUUCCCAUAAGAGGAUGCACUCGGGAGAGAAACCCUACGUGUGCACAGAGUGUGGGAAGAGCUUCAUUGACCUGAGUUCCUUUUCUUCCCAUAAAAGGAUCCACUCCGGCGAGAAACCAUAUCAAUGCGCGGAGUGUGGGAAGAAUUUCAGGAGUGCCACUAAUCUGAGUGAACACAAAAGGGUCCACUCAGGUGAAAAGCCGUAUAAAUGCACAGAAUGUGGGAAAAGCUUCAGGUGGAGCAGUUGCCUUUCAUCCCAUAAGAGGAUCCACACGGGGGAGAAACCGUACAAAUGCAUGGAGUGUGGAAAGGAAUUCCGGAAGAGCUGUUCUCUCACUACUCAUAAAAGGAUCCACACAGGGGAGAAACCAUAUAAAUGCACGGAGUGCGGAAAGAGUUUCACUAUGAGUAGCAGCCUGAUUUCUCAUAAAAGAAUUCACACCGGUGAAAAGCCGUAUACCUGCGUGGAAUGUGGGAAGACUUUCCGCAAGAAUGAUAAUCUUACUUCCCAUAAAAGGGUACAUACGAGAUAUAAACCACUUGCCAUGAACUGGGGGCGGGGAGAGAAUUUGAAGGAGCAGUAUGGCAGUUUGAAACCAAAAGGGCCACUUGGCGCAUCUUUGCACCUCCGUCCACUAGAAAGGAACAUGGAAAAUCAAGAAGAAACAAACAAAAUUCUACCUCUAUUGGAAAACGUGAUCAAAAUGGAUUUGCAAUACCUACCAGAGAACAGAAGAGUUGCUCAUGCUGCCCUCUCUUCAUCUGCACAGCCUGAAUGGAAAGAAGAGAGAAUUGGGCAGAAGAACCAAGAGGAAGAAAAUACCAGCUUGGCUGGUCAGUGGCAACGGUUGAGAAGUCUCUGUGGUAAGGAUGCCAAUGGGCCACGAGCGGUUUGCAGCCAACUACACUAUCUUUGUCGUCAGUGGCUAAUGCCUGGAAGAAACACAAAAGCUCAGAUGUUAGAUCGCUUGGUGUUGGAGCAGUUCUUGGCUAUCCUGCCCCUGGAGAUGAAAAGCUGGAUCAAGGAAUGUAGAGCCGAGACCAGUUCCCAAGCAGUAGCCCUGGCAGAAGGUUUCCUUCUGAGCCAAGCAGAGCAGAAGAGAGAACUGCAGCUUCAGGAGCCCUUCGUGGAGGUGGUCGUUGAACACUCUAAAGCAUGGGGAGAUGUGCUACAUCCCUCUCAGGAGGUGGACUUGGGGAAAAGCUCCCAGGAAGAGCCAUCUAAGAAUAUCCCACCAGAGAAUGGAAUGUUACAGAUGGCACCUGUGGAAAUAUCUCCUCUUUAUAGUGAAGCAGAAACAGUAGUUAUUCUUCCAGCUCAGGUUCCUCUGAUUUUUGACGAUGUAGCUGUAUUUUUCUCUGGGGAAGAAUGGGCUCUGUUGGAUUUCAACCAAAAAAAUCUAUAUAGGGAGGUCAUGCUGGAAAAUGCUAGGAAUUUGGCCACCUUGGGUGAUGGAUGGGAGAACGAGAAUUACGAAGAGGCAGCUUUCCAAACAGUCAGAACUGAAAUUGGAGAAGAGAAGUUUCAAAAUCAGCAAAGGCCACAGUGGCCAGAGGCAAACCAGUUAAAUGGUGAGCUCCAAAACUCCUCUACCUCUCAAAAUCUGGAUGUCCAUCUUUUCCUGAUUCAAGGAGAUCACGGAGAAAAAGGAAUGGGCUUCCCAUUUGGAGAAACAAUUAGAGAGGAAUCCGAUGCAUGUGAACGCCCCAGUAUUUAUAUGAGAGAGAUGCAAGACGGAUGCAAGGAAGAUGGGAAAAGUUUCAAGUGGGACAUCCCUCUUGCUUUCCAUCAAAGCAUCCAUGCAGAAGGAAAACCAUAUAAAUGCAUGGAAUGUGGCAACAGCUUCAGUAACAGCAACCAUUUUAUUUCCCAUCAAAGGACCCACUCAGGGGAGAAACCAUACAAAUGCCUGGAGUGCGGAAAGAGCUUCAGUGAAAAUAGCUCCCUUACUUCCCAUAAAAGGAUCCAUUCAGGCGAGAAGCCGUACAAAUGCGCGGACUGCGGAAAGAGCUUCAGCCAGAGUGGGCAGCUCACGUCUCACAAAAGGAUCCACACGGGAGAAAAGCCGUACAAGUGUGCGGAGUGUGGCAAGAACUUCAGUCAGAAUGGUCAGCUCACGUCUCACAAAAGGAUCCAUUCUGGAGAGAAACCGUACAAAUGCGCGGAAUGCGGAAAAAGCUUCAGCCAGAGUGGCCACCUCACUUUCCAUAAAAGGAUUCACACUGGAGAGAAACCUUACAAAUGUAUAGAAUGUGGAAAGAGCUUCACCAUAAGCAGUCACCUUACUUCCCAUAAAAGGAUCCACACGGGGGAGAAACCCUACAAAUGCACGGAGUGUGGAAAGACCUGCAGUACCAACAGUGAUCUUACUUUGCAUAAAAGGAUCCAUUCAGGGGAGAAACCAUAUAAGUGCAUGGAAUGUGGGAAAGACUUCAGUCAGCGAAGUAAUCUCAUCUCCCAUAAAAGUAUACACUCGGGGGAGAAACCCUAUAAGUGUAAGGAGUGCGGGAAGAGCUUUAAUCAGCGAAGUAAUCUUAUUUCUCAUAAAAGGAUCCACUCGGGAGAGAAACCCUACAAAUGCAUGGAAUGUGGAAAAAGCUUCACUUGGAACUGUCAACUGACUUCUCAUAAGAAGAUUCACACAGGGGACAACCCAAUAAACGUACAUAAAUGCACUGAGUGUGGGAAAAGCUUCAGCAAGAACAGCAAUCUGAACGCUCAUAAAAGGACCCACACGGUAGAAAAACCGUAUCAAUGCACAGAAUGUGGGAAAAGCUUCCGCAGGAAUAAUAAUCUUACCUCCCACAAAAGGAUCCAUUCUGGGGAGAAACCAUAUCAAUGCACGGAGUGCGGGAAGAGCUUUCGCAAAAACAGUCACCUUACAUCUCAUAAAACAAUCCACACUGGGCUGAAGCCAUAUAAGUGCGCGGAGUGUGGAAAAAGCUUCAGCAUGAACAGUUACCUUACUUCCCAUAAAAGGAUCCACACUGGGGAAAAACCCUACCAAUGCACGGAGUGCGGGAAGAGCUUCAAUGGCUUGACUUCCUUUACCACUCAUAAAAGGCUCCAUUCAGGCGAAAAACCAUACAAAUGCACAGAGUGUGGAAAGAGUUGCAACACCAGCAGUGAUCUUACUUACCACAAAAGGAUCCAUUCCGGGGAGAAGCCGUACAAAUGCCCGGAGUGUGGAAAAACCUUCCGUAUUAGCUCAUCCCUUACUUGCCACAGAAGGAUCCAUACAGGGGAGAAACCAUAUCAGUGUCCGGAAUGUGGAAAGCGUUUCAUAAUGAGUUCUUCCCUUACAUGCCACAGAAGGACCCACACAGGGGAGAAACCAUACAAAUGUUCAGAGUGUGGAAAAAGUUUCAGUCAGAAUGGUCACCUUACUUCUCAUAAGAGGAUUCACGCAGGGGAAAAAGUUCCGUAGUGAAAGGUCUUCUGUUACUCCGAUUCCCUUACGCCCGAUCAAGAGAUGCAUUAUGUGUGGGAAACAGAAUCAGUUUCCCUUCUUAUAAAAGAUCAGUAUGGGGGCAGUGGUGUUUU